Molecule: messenger RNA, 400 nt
Organism: Annulohypoxylon maeteangense
Lineage: Eukaryota; Fungi; Ascomycota; Sordariomycetes; Xylariales; Hypoxylaceae
Exons: 3
Coding region: 123-317 (64 amino acids)
Cellular component (GO): mitochondrial inner membrane
Source: RefSeq, a predicted model, not a curated record
GUACUGUACAUGACUUUCUAAUUAACCCAUCACGAUUCACGACAUCGCUCCGGGUCAUAUAAACCCGUUUCUCAGUCUACAACGAUACUCAUUUAAAGAGCGGGCUACCAAUUCUAGUCACGAUGUCCGGUGAACCUCAUGGCCCGCCUCGUCGUAGGCCUGUCCAUAUGAUCCCGCCAACAUCCAGCUGGCGGGCCCCUCGCGCAUACAGAUACACUGCGACCGCUCUCGGCGCAAGCAUGUGGUUUUUCUUAAUGUAUCGAGCGAAGAAAGAUGGCGCCGUCCUGAUGGGCUGGAAGCAUCCGUGGGACCACUAGACGAAAGACUUGACGAGUGCGAAGAAAGAACAAAUAUGAAACACAAUGGCUGGCUUAUAACCACGACUUGAGGUGGCUCGAUU